This is a messenger RNA of Babjeviella inositovora NRRL Y-12698, 3399 nucleotides long. RefSeq names its product autophagy protein. Gene Ontology annotation, biological process: piecemeal microautophagy of the nucleus; reticulophagy; autophagosome assembly. The transcript is spliced from 2 exons. NCBI's taxonomy places the organism in Eukaryota, Fungi, Ascomycota, Pichiomycetes, Serinales. The record is from RefSeq and is a predicted model, not a curated record. Gene Ontology annotation, cellular component: phagophore assembly site membrane; Atg1/ULK1 kinase complex; extrinsic component of membrane. The coding region runs from base 1 to 3399 and encodes 1132 amino acids. Gene Ontology annotation, molecular function: molecular adaptor activity; protein kinase binding.
AUGAGUUAUGCGGUAACGAUGAACAUCGUGAACGCCCACACCGGCAUCACAUUCCUGGUGAACCCCCACCAAUUUGUCAAUUUGGAUGUCUUCAAACUAUGGGUCCAAGAAAACUUGCGAAUCCCGAAAGCCAGCCUCUUCUUGUUGGCGCCGUUUGGCGUGAGGUUCAAGUUCCAAAUGUUGAGCGAAGGUCCCGAGGUUUACGCCUUUGACAAACGCCUCUUCUCUCCCGAUCAUCAAAAGACACAAGUCGCGACCGUUUUACGUGAAAUCCAAGAAGACAAUGCGGAGCUAGUUUCAAUCCGCCCCUCUGACUCUCCGUUGUUAGAUUCAGAAUUGACUGACCUGGCCCCCAGACAGCUUCAGAGCAAGUUGGUGAUGAAUAGUGGAUGGUCUGCAGCCGUACUCCGCGACUGCAAGUUAAUCAACGAGGCUGUCACGCUCAAAAUCAACGAGGUCAACACCUUGUUCAAGGCCUUGAAUGUCAUUUUUCAGUACUACGGCAACUUCUGUCUGGACAUUGAGAACGACUUUUCCAAAAAGAGGGAAGGGAUUCAGAAGAGCCAGCAGUACUCCUUGGCCCAGGGGUGGCAUCAGCACUACCAGACGUUAAAACGAAUCAAGCUCGAUGCCAAGUGGCAAGCCGCGUCUUCGCCCGCUACGACUUUGGCUGAUUUGCUCAACGAAUCGGAGCUCAACCGGGCCGCCCAAGACAUCACACGGCUAUACUCUUCGUUGAAUGGCUCCUUCAAGGCCUUGAAGCAACAAAUCGAUGCCAAUGAUAAGGAUAAGCACACCAUCGACAGGAAAAACGAGUCGUUGAGAAAUGAGUCGAUCAAAAACUUUCGGAAUUUCCAGCAGAUCACUACCGACCACCUUACGACAUUGUCACGACUGGUAGAAGCCAUGCAGGUUGACUACAAGAAUAUUCAGCAUUUAAACGAUGCCGAGAUUGAAACCAUCUUCAGGAUACACAAGACCCAGCAUGUUGCCAAAAUUUCUCAGUCUGCAUCCCAGCUAUACAACAGUUUGCUCAAAUUAAUGAAAUUCAAGGAGGAGUUUUUGGUGAAAUCUGUGGAAAUCCUAUCCUUAAUCUCCAAUUCUCAGCUUAAGAUUGUCCAGGUGCGUGAUUCGUUGAAAUCAGUGCAGGCGUUCAUUAGCGAAUUGAAUGUCUCGGAGAAGGCGUUGUCCCAUGUGGUGGACAUGCCGCUUAUCUACGGUUUCUUUAUGAUUGAGUCGGUGAGAAGGAAGGAGUGGCACGGUAUGUUGAAGGGUAAAACAUUGAAUACCGCCGAGAACUUUGCGGUGGUUAACGACCAGGAGCGAGAGUUCAGGAAGAAAUGGUGUGAAAGGUUUGGUGUGAUUUUGGAGUUCUUGAACCUCAAUGAUUUCAAUAAAGACGACGAUCUUCUUAACGUGGACCUCACCAUCACCCGGAGCAGUCUGUUCAACCUGAAUGGCGAAUUCCUCGAAAUCACUCGAGACCAUGUGUUGCGGUAUAUUGAGCUAUUGAAGGAGGAGAGUGUAUCUACCCAAGUCUCGUCGCUUGUGGAGAACACAGAUGUCGUUUCAGUGUUGGAGAAGGCGUUGGCCGAUCUAGACGCCAAAACGCUAGGGUUGGAGGAGAAAGACAUGACUGCCGAGGGCGAUAGUGAGUUCGUGAAGGGCUUAAAAUCAAGGAUCAAUAAGUUGGAGAGCUUGUUACACCAGCAAAAUUUGAACAAGUACCCCAUGGGAAAGAGCGCCCCAAAGGAGGCGAAACCCACGUGGAUCGAUUCACUGGAGCGCCAGUCACUUUUGUUUGAUGGUGCAUCGAUGACGGCCAAGACGGGAGUUAAAAAUCCAAAGCUUGAUCAAUCGCUACUCUCACGACGCCACACUUUCAACUCUUCGAGUAAUCCCGUCCCGUCUAAGGUGUAUGACUCCACCAACAUCGAUAAACAUUUGGAGAACAUCAAGUGGAAAAGAGAUAUUGCUCAAUCCCAAGAAAUGUUAUCUAAAGUGUUGGCGAGGAAUGAGGAAAUGCUGCAGCGGAUGGAGAAGAUGGCCCAGACGUUGAGUGAGUACAAGGUUUCCGAAGGAAAACUAGACGAGGCUUUGAAGCAAGAGAGAGAGAAAUUUGACCAAAUCCUCACUGCCAGGAACGAUCUAGAGGAUAAACUUCGCUCAAAAGACGGCCAAAUAAAAAGGUUGGAGCAGAGGUUAGCUCAAAAAGAUACCAGUGCGGUGGAAGAGUUGCGUGCCACGUUUGAGGCUGCGAAGAUUGAAGAUACGCAAAAGAUAAAUGCGUUGAUGUUUGAAAAAUCCGUGUUGGUCGAUCAGAUGGCAAAGAUAAAUGCUCUGUAUGCUCUGGAGGAGGGAACAAAAAACGACUUGUUGUCCCGAAUCGCCGCUGCUGAAGAGAGAUCGACUGGUGAGAAGUUGGCAUUGGAGAGAGAAAUCAAGAGCUUGCAGUUGCAGCAUAAAACGGAUUCCGAGCAAGUCACUUUAUUUCGAAACCUUUGCUCUCAGCAUAUUUCUAUUAUGAAGGGUAUGAAGUCGGUAAUUGUUGACUGUUUCCUGAAAGCUGAUAUCUUGACCCGUCUUUUAUUCAAAACCUUUACUGACUCGUGUUUAAUCUUGGAGAACAUCGGGUUGCUUCUUGUCAUGAAAGAUUCCAUCCCUACCGUCAUCAGGGUGAAGGGUUUAAAGAACAAAGGGAAAGCUGACGCCGAGGGUGGGGACAGGCCCUCUACCACGUUUGUAUCCGAAGCGGCAAACCAUCUAAAUUGGUUUCCAUUGAUUGAAGCUGUACCACUCACACAGAAACAAUCGUCCGAAACAGAGUCACCGUUGCCAGAUUCUGACUUGUCCGUUGUUUCCGAAGCCCUGAAAUACAUCAAGGUUUACCUGCCACAGCUUAUGGAAGCUAGCUUCCAGAAAUUCAUUCGCUCGGUGACCUUUGAGGACAGCGAUCUUCUUAGAAAAUCUAUUACAAAACGGUUUGGUGACGUGGAGACUUUGGCCAAAAAGUUGCAGAAGGAGAUUAAAACCACAAAGCAAGAGGUUCAGCUGACUCUAGCAGACUAUUCUUCCAAGCUUUCUAUUAAGGAUUUCAAGGCAGGGGACUUGGUCAUGUUUUUACCUACACGCGAGCAGGAUGAGCUGGCAGCUAUGCAUGAUACGGUGGUUGUCCAGCCGUGGGCCGCGUUCAACGUUGGGGCACCGCAUCACUUUUUGAAAAACGAUGGCAGCUUCAGCUUGUCUAACCGCGACUGGUUGUUGGCAACCAUAGUGAGUAUUCACAAAUUCGAGGUCACUACUUCCAAUGUUGAUAACUUGGAACAAAAUCCCUUCAAGUUGAGUUUGGGGGUGACGUGGUUUUACGUAGAAGCUAUUGAGGAAGAAAGUUUACUCUAA